AUGAUAGCUCCGUUAGAAGAAUUUUUACGUUAUAGAAUUCGUUAUAUAUUUUUUAACGAAAAAAGACAAGGUAAAAAAUGGGAAAGUGAUUUAGGUAUGGAUGUUAUUUCAACAGAAAUAAUGAAAGGAAUGAAGGAAAUUUCUGAUGUUACAGGUUUUAAGAAAUUUGAAGAAAUUAAUUUAAAUGAUUUUAUUGUUGUAAAAAAUAGCCAAGGCUAUUUGAGUGUCAAGUUUAUUUAUAUACAUGAUGAGGGGACUAAAAAAUCAGAAAAAAUAUUUACAAAAGAGCAAAUUAAAAAAAGUUUAAAAUUAAAUAAACUUGUAAAUAAUGAAGCAUUUAAAUUUUACAAGUUGAUAUUAAAAGAAAAGGAAAGUUUUAUUGAGACAAAGAAAAGAGUAAUUAAGGGUUAUGGCAAACUAUUUUGGUUAAAAUUAUUUAUGCAAAUGUUUGCUAAAUUGCAUAAGGACAGAAAUAAAGAAAAAUCAUUGAUAUCGAGUUAUUUAAUUCCGAGAACUUGUUUAUAUGCUUUGUCAGGUAAUUUGAAGAAAUUCGAAAUAAGAAAUGAUGAUGAUGAUUUUCUUUUCAAAACAUGGCAAGAAUUUGUGAAAGGAGAAAAGAAAACUAAAACAAAAAGUUUUAAAAAUUUUGACGAAUUAUUGGGCAAUAUGUUUGAUUAUGAUUGGUUAAAUAAUUGUAGUAUGGGAAAUGAGGAGAAACAUGGAAAUAAUUUAGAUAUGAUUGAUCAAGAAGAUGGUGUGAAUGAUAAAGAAAAUGAAGAGAUAAAUGAAGAUUAUUUAAUAAAAGAUGAAGUAAAUAAGGAUAACAGUAUGAUUGGUAAAGAAAAUGACGGGAAGGACAAAGACAAUGACAAGAAUGAUAAAGUGGAUGACGAAAAAGAUAAAAAGGAUGAAGAUAAAGUUACUAAAUGCGUAAAUAAGAUAAAAGAAAGAUUAAAAAAAGAAAAAGAGAAUUGUAAGUCGCCGACGGAGGGACCUGAUGGGGAAGGGGAGUUCAAAUCACUCCCAUUCAUGAACGUGUUACAACCAUAA
This is a messenger RNA of Meloidogyne enterolobii, 1050 nucleotides long. The record is from the annotation of a GenBank genome assembly. NCBI's taxonomy places the organism in Eukaryota, Metazoa, Nematoda, Chromadorea, Rhabditida, Meloidogynidae.